Messenger RNA from Mytilus californianus (California mussel), 864 nucleotides. Its product is annotated as tubulin delta chain-like. The coding region runs from base 87 to 815 and encodes 242 amino acids. The transcript is spliced from 7 exons. Gene Ontology annotation, molecular function: structural constituent of cytoskeleton; GTP binding. The record is from RefSeq and is a predicted model, not a curated record. Gene Ontology annotation, cellular component: cytoplasm; microtubule. Gene Ontology annotation, biological process: mitotic cell cycle; microtubule cytoskeleton organization. Lineage: Eukaryota; Metazoa; Mollusca; Bivalvia; Mytilida; Mytilidae.
AUUGAGAUGAUUUUAGUCGGUUUUCAUUUGUAGUCUGUUUUGCUAGACAACGACAAUGUUAUGAACAAUGAAGAUUUUAACUGAAGAUGUCAGCAGUAUUUCUACAUGUCGGGCAAUGCGGAAACCAAAUAGGAAAGGCUUUCUGGAAGAAAACAUCACAAGACAAAGCUGUUCAUGAAGGACACACUUUUAUACACCCUGAUGGAAAACAUAGAUCUGUACAUGUAGAUAGUGAGCCAAAAGUUGUGCAAAAGGCUUGUAAAGGUCUCAAAAUAAGAGAUGGAAGCAUUGUAUCUGGAAAGAGAGGAAGAGGAACAAAUUGGGCAUUAGGUUACCAUGGACUUAUGAAGAGUGGAGAAGAUCACAUACUAGAGGAUACUGCCAACCAAGUCAGGAAAGAAAUUGAGAGAUGUGACAUGUACAGUGGGUGUAUAAUGAUGCACAGUUUGACUGGUGGUACAGGAUCAGGAUUAGGAUCUCGUCUGUGUGAGGCCAUGAGGGAGGAAUAUCCCAUGAAACACCUGAUUUCCUGUACUGUGGCACCAUGUUUGACAGGAGAAAGUCCGUUACAGAACUAUAAUGCUUUGCUAACACUGUCAUACCUUCAAAGGAAUACUGACUGUGUUGUUCUGACCUAUAACGAUGACGUUCUCGGAAAACUGCAGAGAAAGAUGGAGAGUGUUUCUUUUGAUGCCAUGAACACCUCUAUAGCAUCUGCUCUAUGUGGGGUAUUCCUGCCUACAGAUACCAUGACACCAAAAAGGUUAGAUUAUAUCCCCUUACAUAAAGUGACCAUGUUUCUUUUGAUACCAUGAACACCUCUAUAGCAUCUGCUCUAGGUGGAGUAUUCCUGCCCACAGAUAC